UAUUAUUGUUGCCCUUUUCUUUCUCCUCUUUCUUCUUCUUCUUCUUCUUCUUCUUCUUCUUCUUCUUCUUCAAUGAAUUCCAUUCAAAACUAAAACUUCUCCUAACCCCAAUAUUUUCCAACUCCUUCCAAUCUUCCUUCUUCAUUUUCAUUUUUCACCAACAAAAAGAGAAAAAGCAUGUUCAAGAAGAGAUCAAGAUCAGUUGAAAAUGAAACCAACUGCAGCAUUACAGCAGAAUCCAAGCUCUUCUUUGCAGAAAAACCAGUUGGACUUGGCAUUGCUGAUGCUGCUCUCAAAGGUGACACUGGGCUUGUUUUCUUUGCCUCAAAACUCAAGAUUCAAAUCCCAUCACCAACCAACUCUCUUACUGAAGAAUCCCACUUGUCACCAAUAUUAGAGUUUGGGAUCAAAACCAAAAACUCAAACCUAUCCUUGUUCUCUCCUUGUGGCAAUAACAAUAAUAAAUCUUCAAACCAGCUUUUUCUCAGAUCUUUGUCAGCUAAAGACAUUGAUCAGCUCUCAGAAGAUUACACUUGUGUCAUUUCUCAUGGACCAAACCCCAAAACCAUUCACAUCUUUGAUGACUAUGUUUUUGAGAACUUUGGUCAUAACUCUUUUUUGCCCUCUUGUUUUGCUUGCAAGAAGAGCCUUUGCCUGGACAAAGAUCACUCUUUGAUUUACAGAGGAGAGAAAGUAUUUUUCUGCCAUGAAUGUUGCAAUCAAGAAAUGGUGCUUGAUCAAGGAUCAUCUGUUUAAUAUCUAGAAUUCAUAUAUAUAUAUAUAUAUAUAUAUAUACUGUAAAUUAAUUGAGGAUGUAUUGUAUGAAAUGGGAGAUGAGUUUUAAGUAAUUUGGAAUAAAUAGUGAAUAAUUUGGAUAAUAAAAUGAAGACUUUGGUGCUUUUUUAUU
Molecule: messenger RNA, 907 nt
Organism: Dioscorea cayenensis subsp. rotundata (Guinea yam)
Lineage: Eukaryota; Viridiplantae; Streptophyta; Magnoliopsida; Dioscoreales; Dioscoreaceae
Product: FCS-Like Zinc finger 8-like
Exons: 2
Coding region: 178-756 (192 amino acids)
Source: RefSeq, a predicted model, not a curated record